Molecule: messenger RNA, 1689 nt
Organism: Symbiodinium necroappetens
Lineage: Eukaryota; Dinophyceae; Suessiales; Symbiodiniaceae
Source: the annotation of a GenBank genome assembly
GGCACUUUGAGCCUGUUCACCCCGCAGCCGACUAGCACAACGUUGGCCACACCAGUCGUCGAGGACAGCAUAGCAAGCGCUGAAAAAUGCGACCAUCUUUUCGAGGCUUUCUUGGUUAUUGAUGUCGCAGACACAGAUGAGUCUCAAAAGCAGCCAUCGAACAGGGCAAAGAGCCGGCGCAAGACGCGCUUGGCUUCACUUGUCCCAGGACUUGAGAAGAGUGAUGUUCGGAUGAGGUGGCCGAGAGAGUCUGGUGCUUUGGAGAGCUUUCUGGUAGAAAAGGGUUUCUGCCCAGGUCCGCUGGACUACCGCUUCAAUGGACAAGCUUUCGUGUUGACGGUGCUGGCACAAGUGCUGAACCCGAAGGCGCAUCCGAGCGAUCUGCUCUUCUGUUGCGUGUGCAGCGAGGACCUGAGAAGCUCGGCCCUGCCAGCAGAUCACCGGUUGCUUGAGAAGGAUGCGGAGGAGCAAGAAGUAUCUCGCAGCCAAGCGCAGAGAGACGACGACGAUAAUAUGAUGCAGCAUAUCCCAGACGGAGGUGUGCUUUGUUUAGUCUCCAAAAUACCCUUUUUUGACUUCAGCUUUACUUUGCUCGAGAUCUUCCGGCAGAAUCUUCAGCAGGCUCCCGCCAUCCUUGAACGCCUGAAUCGGGCCGGGAUGGAGCGUUUGGCCCUGCGCGGAGUCGAUGUUUCGGACCUCCUGCAGACUCCGCGCGUCCUUUGCCUAUCCAAGAUGUCCCAGCAGAUGCCACCGAAGUUGUUGUCUCCAGGCUGUCAGUGGUCUCACUUCAAAAACUUGAGCAAUGCAGAGACGUGCAGCCCUCUGGCCCGUACCUUCGGAAGGUGGACAGUUUGGUGGGGCCUCUUCACGCUGCUCACACGCUGGGGUGAGAAGCUCCUGGAGGUGGUCUUGAAACUGCUGCCCUGCGUGCUUCUCGAGCAGCAGGUGUUGCUGGUCGGUGAUGCGCAGCGAGCUUGUGUGGUGGCGCUGCUUCUGCGUGGUUUGCUGUGGCCCUUUCGCUGGCAGCACCCCUUCGUUUGUGCACCACUUCCGCCGGAAGCACUCCGAGAGCUGCCACUUCUGGAAGCCACCAUGCCGAUGAUCAUGGCCUUCGGGGAGAUGCCAAUGCUGAGCCACUUCUGGGGCUACGACACGGUGUACCGGCUACCCCCAAGCAUCGUCGCGGGCGUUCUCCGCAACGAAUGGGUAUACAUCAGCGACAAGCUGGAGACCGUUGGUGGUUUAUCAGGCAGCAGCAUCAAACUUCCAAGCUUUGUGCAGACGGCACUGCGGAAUGAAAUAAAGGAGGCCAGACGCAGCUUCCGCCAGUCUUCGCAGAAGCUCCAGGCAUUGCAGGAGAUUGUUCCGAAGGUUCACGAGGCAGUAGAGGUGGCCAUGCAAAAGCUGGCUGAUUUGGUGAAGAGCUAUGCCAAGAGUCAAGUGGAAGAGCUGCAGAACAAGGUGGGCUCAUCCAAGGAGGAGCUUUGCGAGAAAUGUUACCAGAGGGCACUCAAGGUCGAAAGGUUUGUGCAGUGGCUGUGGGCCAAUGAAGAUGCUUACGGAUGCCCGGAGCCCGUGGGGUUCUACACGACCUUCUUGCAGACUCAGUGCUUCAUGAGUUUGCUGUUCGAGGAUCUUGGGACAGAACAUGAACCCGGGUUUCUUUCAGCCCUGUCGAGAGGUAGCUGA